AUGCGAUGCGCGAACAAGGCCGCCGAGAGCGCGUCUGCACGUCUCUGUGCGGACGCCGAAGCAGAAACUACAGCAACUGAUGUCCCAUCGGUUGCUGAAUCGACUCAGCCUGUAUCACCUGGUGAUGCAGGCGCUGGUCAUGAAGACACUCGUGUCUUCACAGAGUAUGAGCUCGGUGUCUCAUACUCUCCUGAUACGGAUGACGGAUCCGUAUCGACGGCGAUCGAAUCCAAGCCGCCUGCCAAGCGUGGCAUGGAUGAUGCUUUCCGUCGUAGCAUCUUUGGUUCAUCUGAUUCAUCAGAUGAACCAUCGCCGAAGCGAAGGCGCUCGAGGUCGCGAGACUCGGGCGCUAACAGUGGUGUCGUUUCUCCAAUAGACACCACUGCGCAACGAGGUGCCAGUCCUUCUGUCGGCACAUCGCAGGAAGAGCGGGACCACAAUGUCUUGCGUCUAGCUCCUGAGAAGAAGGCAUGGAUGCCUCCUAAAUCUGUCAUGGAUCACUUGUCGGCGACGACGAGUGAUCGUUAUCGAACACGGUUGUUCGAUUCGUCAAGGAUCCAUCACCUUGACCCCAGCGCGAAAAACUAUCGCGCUGAGAAUGAAUUCUUCAUCGAUGCUUUCUUUAAACAUCGAUGGUACAGUGGGAAUCACAAACGUGAUGGUCCCUCACUGCUUCAAGCGUGGAACGCCUACAUUUAUAACCUUGAGGAUGUAGGUCGUGACGUUUGGAACGACAAACUUAUCAAAGCUGGUGAUAAGUUUGAAAAGCGAACCCCGACAGGUGCACGCUACAAGCUGCAUCGUCUGUCAAGGGAGAAAGGAUUACCCUGCCUCUCAUGA
Molecule: messenger RNA, 840 nt
Organism: Peronospora matthiolae
Lineage: Eukaryota; Oomycota; Peronosporomycetes; Peronosporales; Peronosporaceae
Source: the annotation of a GenBank genome assembly